AUGGUUCGCACUAUUGCGAUGGAUGGAACAGAUGGCUUGACCCGCGGUCAGAAGGUCAUCGAUACUGGUGCCCCUAUCACUGUGCCUGUGGGCGAGCAGACGCUGGGACGUAUCAUCAACAUCAUCGGAGAGCCGAUUGAUGAGCUUGGCCCGAUUGAGACCAAGAAGUUUUACGCCAUCCACCGCCCCACGCCUACCUUUACGGAGAUGAACACCACAGCGCAGCAGCUCCUUACGGGCAUCAAGGUGGUCGAUCUCCUGGCACCCUACGCCAAGGGUGGUAAGAUUGGCCUCUUCGGAGGGGCAGGUGUCGGAAAGACGGUGGUGAUCAUGGAGCUGAUUCACAAUAUUGCUUUGAAGCAUGGCGGCUACAGUGUCUUUGCCGGCGUAGGCGAGCGUACGCGUGAGGGCAAUGACUUGUACCACGAGAUGAUGGCCAGCGGAGUGAUCAAGAAGGACAAGGCACCUGGCUCCAAGGCAGCUCUCGUGUACGGCCAGAUGAACGAGCCCCCUGGAGCCCGCGCGCGGGUGGCCCUGACCGGCCUCACGGUCGCUGAGUACUUCCGUGAUGAGGAGGGCCAGGAUGUGCUGCUUUUCGUGGACAACAUCUUCCGCUUCACGCAAGCUGGUUCCGAGGUGUCUGCGCUGUUGGGCCGUAUCCCCAGUGCUGUCGGCUACCAGCCCACGCUGGCCACUGACUUGGCAUCCCUGCAGGAGCGAAUCACAACCACGCAGAAGGGCUCCAUCACGUCCGUGCAGGCCGUCUAUGUGCCGGCCGAUGACCUGACGGACCCCGCCCCCGCCACGACCUUCGCCCACCUGGAUGCAACUACGGUGCUGUCGCGACAGAUUGCUGAGUUGGGCAUCUACCCCGCAGUGGAUCCGCUGGACUCCACCUCCCGUAUGUUGGACCCGUCCAUCGUGGGCCAGCGCCACUACGACAUUGCUCGAAGCACUCAGAAGAUCCUCCAAGAUUAUAAAUCUCUGCAGGAUAUCAUUGCCAUCUUGGGCAUGGAUGAGCUUAGUGAGGAGGACAAGCUGACAGUGGCCCGUGCCCGCAAGGUGCAGCGCUUCCUGUCGCAGCCCUUCUUCGUGGCAGAGAUCUUCACAGGAACCCCGGGAGCCUUCGUGGAUUUGGAGACCACGAUCAACGACUUCGAGGAGGUUUUGUCCGGAAACUGCGACGACAUCCCCGAGGCGGCUUUCUACAUGAUCGGUGGCAUGUCCGAUGUCAAGGAGAAGGCUGCCAAGCUGGCGGCGGUGGCAGCGGGCAAGUGA
Molecule: messenger RNA, 1278 nt
Organism: Symbiodinium pilosum
Lineage: Eukaryota; Dinophyceae; Suessiales; Symbiodiniaceae
Source: the annotation of a GenBank genome assembly